Molecule: messenger RNA, 2424 nt
Organism: Sipha flava (yellow sugarcane aphid)
Lineage: Eukaryota; Metazoa; Arthropoda; Insecta; Hemiptera; Aphididae
Product: TWiK family of potassium channels protein 18-like
Exons: 8
Coding region: 295-1791 (498 amino acids)
Biological process (GO): stabilization of membrane potential; potassium ion transmembrane transport
Cellular component (GO): membrane
Molecular function (GO): potassium ion leak channel activity
Source: RefSeq, a predicted model, not a curated record
GAACCCUUUGGUUUGUACAGCAGUACGACUGCGACCAUUGACCGGCCGUCAGACAUUGUUAAUAUGUCCGACCCGCAGUGCGGUAUGAAAAACCGUCACCGCCGCAGACCCUGUGCGAAAUAAGUGCGUUCGCCGUCGCGCGUUGACAAUCACAUUUCACACACGCCGCGCGCGUAGGUUACACCCGGCCCGCGCACGGACAACAAACCUUCCUGGUUCCUGUCCACCGUGCCCCACACGGCCUUUUCUUCUUCGCGUUUCCAUUAGACACAGUGGCCACGGGAUAAUAUUAUCAUGCACGGGCCCAGAGCAGAGUUACAACAGGACGAUGGGCAACGUCAGGCAGCUGACGCGCAUCAACUGGAUGUGCCCAAACCACCGAUACGCCGUCUGUCACGGAGUACCAUGUCGCUGAAGAUUUCACCUGAUGUCCCAGCCACACAGCCUCAAAUACAGUUCUUCCCGUCCACGCCGGCCGCAGUCGGGCUGACCAUUCCCAUGACCCCGACCACCGACCCGACCAUCCCGAACGGAUUUUCGCCCCAACUUUACCAGGCCUACACGUCCAACAAAGCCACCGACUUUUUUUUCAAACAACUGGACGGAUUUAAAGAUAUCGUGUCCACGGCCAAAUCGAGAUUAAGUUUUGGCGAACGAGCCGUUUUCUGGUUAUACGACAAGAUCAGGGAAUGGUCCAGAAUGUGGUUAACCCAUUUCUUCCUCCUCUUCAUAGCUGCCGGUUAUUGUGCAGCUGGAGCGUUGGUGUUUCAAGCAGUUGAAUGGACGUCACCAAAAGAUCAGAUGAACGUAAUUCUCGAGAAGAGGGAACUGCUAAUUUUUCAAAUUGCCGGCUUAAUGGGAAAAGUAAUCAAGAAAAAUGAUGCGAUGUUCUUAGAAACUGAAAAUCUCAUUCAGGAAUACGAAUCCUUUUAUGAAAAUAAUAACAUGAAACCGGAAUGGAACUAUUUAAAUGCAGUUUUCUAUUGUGGUACUAUAUUUACAACCAUAGGUUACGGUCAUAUAGCUCCGUCGACCAAUACUGGCCGGUUCAUUACAAUCGUAUAUGCUAUAUUUGGUAUACCAAUAUUUCUUAUUUUGUUGGCCGAUUUCGGAAAGAUGUUCACCAGAGGUAUUAAAUUUCUCUGGGCGUUCGUCCGGCGAUUGUACUACACCGGCAGUUGUCGGAAAGUCCGUAGAACUGCACCAGUUCAAGAGGUUAUGAAAGGCAUGCAAAUGAUGUACGACAUCACCAAGUUCCGACGACCCAGCAACAUGUUCGGAGGCGUGCCGGACGGCCAGUCCGGAUUUCCACCGACUUCGCCCAGCACGCCAGCCCUCAGCGUGUACACGAUCGACGACGAGUUCGAUCUGCCCGUCUCGGUGGCGUUCGUCGUACUGGUGGUAUACAUCGUCAUCGGCGCCAUCGUGUUCUGCUUCGAGGAGGGAUGGGGGUUCUCGGAAUCAUUCUAUUUCGUCUUCAUAUCCAUGUCGACCAUCGGAUUCGGUGACUUCGUGCCCAAGAACCAACUUGUGAUGAUCGUGUCUAUCGUGUACUUGGUAUUCGGACUCGCAUUGACAUCUAUGUGCAUAAAUGUUGUACAGGAAAAGUUGCAGAAUUCGUUCAGACAAGCGACGACCAAAAUAAGUGCGACAAUCGGACUCGGUUUGCCCCGGGUGGAUGACGGUACCGAGCUGCCGACGCAGCCGCCGCCGCGAACUCUGGUCGACGACGACAACGACGUGCAAUCCGUGGACGCGGUUACCGAUAACGAUGAUGAUUGCGAGAGUUGAUUGCGUCGUGAGACGUGGAAACGAACCGGACGAACGCCUGGGUAGAACGCGAUUGCGUACAUUUGUCCUUUUCGGCAACACGAUUGCGUAUGUUUGUAGAUGGAUAACAAAAAUGUGGAAAAGAAAAAUAAAUAAACAUGAUUGAAAUUAUAUGCAACGUUGUCGAAUUAACUAAUUUUAUUUUAAUAAAAUUAUUGUCAAUAAAUCGAAAACGCUUAAAUUUGGAUUGUCUGGCAUCUAUAACCUACUACUUUUACCGAAACAAUAAACAUGGGUAAUAAAAGUGAUAUAAAAAACACAAAUUAUUUAUCAAAUUUUUCAAGUUCACUCGUAUAGGCAUAUAGUAUACACCCAAUACCGGUAAGAAAAUUAGCAUCAACGCUUAAAACUUCGUACGGAAUCGUGUAACUUAAAAAGGUAUCGCUAAUAAUAAACGUAUGCAAUCGUGUUUUACCCAACGCAACACACGUCGUCGUGUCCCGUACGGGUGCGCAGAGCGUGUGCACGUGACAAGCGCAACGGAUGCGUAUCAGCAACAUAGGAGUCCGGCGCACUCACCAGCGAACAUUACAUAUAAAUAUUUUUACUGUAUUAUUAUUAUUACUAUUAUAAUUAUUAUUGUUAUUGUUACUA